Molecule: messenger RNA, 971 nt
Organism: Diabrotica virgifera virgifera (western corn rootworm)
Lineage: Eukaryota; Metazoa; Arthropoda; Insecta; Coleoptera; Chrysomelidae
Product: putative OPA3-like protein CG13603
Exons: 4
Coding region: 85-876 (263 amino acids)
Biological process (GO): regulation of lipid metabolic process
Cellular component (GO): mitochondrion
Source: RefSeq, a predicted model, not a curated record
ACCUAACCUAAAAUGUUGACAGUUAUAUUUCUGUCAAGGACUUUUAAAAACAUUUUUGUUAUGAAAUAAUUUUUUGGUUUAAACAUGGUCGUUGGUGCAUUUCCAGCUGCAAAACUAGGAGCACUUUUAUUAAAACAGAUUAGUAAACCGAUAGCGAAUGCUCUUAAAACUCAAGCGAAAAGUUCACCCGUAUUUAGGAAGUAUGUUUGUAUGCCUCCAGCCCAAUUUUAUAACUGGUGUGAGGUAAAAACGAAAAUGUGGAUCUUGAACUUAGGAAAACCUGUAAAUAUUCCUGUACUUAACGAAGCUAUGGCUAUUGAGCUAGGUGCUAAUUUAUUAGGCGAGGGAAUUAUUUUUUUGAUAGCUGCCGGUUUACUUAUCGCGGAAUAUAACAGGUCCUCCAAUAAAGAAGCUGCCAAAGAAGAGGCAAAGAAACAAGAAAUGGAAGAUUUGCAAAAUACUAUAAGAGAACUGUUUAUACAAACAGAGGAACAAGGCGCACAGCUGAGAGAAUUGACGAGGCAAUUAGGAAAUCUAGAUACAAAAUUAACCAGUCAGAAACUUCAAAAGGUAGACUCUAAGAAGCCAAUUAGCGGCCCAUCAGUAUCAGAUGCUCCCUUGAUUUUAAAUUCUACUAGUUAUAAAGAACAAUUUCCAACCGAAAAUAGUUACCAAAGAAAUAAAAGUUUUACACAACCGUCAUAUAGAUUAGAAAAAACGCCUUUUCACAGGGAAGAAUCUAGAAGUAUUAUUUUAAAGGCAGUAAACGAGGUUGAAGAUCAGUUUUGGAAUUAUCCACUUGUACACGAGGAAGAAGAAAGUUUUUUGUUUUUAAGCUUGUACCAUAUACAAAAGUUAUUAAGGUUGCAACCUUAAGUAAACCUUAGUGUAAUUAGUUAAGAUCUGAAAAGUAAAGUUGUUAAUAAUUAUAAGUGAAAAAUGAAUGUAAACUAAUAAUAUUGUUAAAGAUG